This is a messenger RNA of Xyrauchen texanus (razorback sucker), 3623 nucleotides long. RefSeq names its product protein FAM219A. The record is from RefSeq and is a predicted model, not a curated record. Lineage: Eukaryota; Metazoa; Chordata; Actinopteri; Cypriniformes; Catostomidae. The coding region runs from base 142 to 720 and encodes 192 amino acids. The transcript is spliced from 6 exons.
AGUAACAGGAAAACAAGUCGAGAAGAUGCUGAACAACUGGGCAUCUUUGACUUAAUCCAGAGAUUGAAUAAAUGCGUUUUUCUUUUAGGAUACUAUUUUCAACAUUUGUCCUACACUGUGCCAGGCUGAAGUUUUAACAACAUGAUGGAGGAAACAGACAGAUUUCAAGUGCCACCGGUUAAUCCAGAGACGAAGCUGCUGGACCCUGCGGAAACGUCUACUUUGGAGGCUGACUCAAGCACAAGGGAACCUGAGUCAGUCGCUAUCAACUACAAGCCCUCCCCACUACAAGUAAAGAUAGAGAAACAGAGAGAGCUGGCAAGGAAGGGGUCGGUAAAGAACGGAACUGUGGGUAGCCCAGUCAAUCAGCAACCCAAGAAAAAUAACGUCAUGGCCAGAACAAGGUUGGUUGUCCCUAAUAAAGGCUAUUCAUCCUUAGACCAGAGUCCUGAUGAGAAGCCACUUGUAGCACUUGACACAGACAGUGAUGAUGACUUUGACAUGUCCAGAUAUUCAUCGUCUGGAUAUUCCUCAGCCGAGGUGAGAUGUCUGAGGGACCAGCAAAUAAACCAAGACUUAAACAUCCAGCUGCUAAAGGACGGCUACCGAUUGGACGAAAUCCCAGAUGAUGAAGAUCUGGACCUCAUCCCCCCCAAAUCCGUCAAUCCCACCUGCAUGUGCUGCCAAGCCACUUCCUCCACAGCCUGUGAAAUCCAGUAGCCCCUUCCUCCCCUUGAACCCCAUUUAAACCUGUGACUUGAGGUCACAGUGACUACACUCAGCAUAGAUUAACUACUAAAGAACUUAAAUAAACACAGUAGAAUGGGUGUUACAAUUAAUAUUACAUAGGAAGAAAAUAGUGAAUGAAAAUGCAAAAAGAAAAUGUUACUGUCAUUGGUUCCUCCUAUGGUAGGAUGUGAGUCUUUGUAUCAUCAACAAAGGGUGCUAGACUUAGGUGUGUAUAGAUGCGUUGAGGUAUACAUGAAUGCACAGUGUGGCUAAAGGAUGCAGCUGCUAAAAUAUAUUUUAAAAUGGAACAAAAAAAGUAUGACACUACUACAAGUUCCUCAAUUUGGAGUGAAAAUGCAUACUCUUAUAUUUACCUUUGUUUAGCUCACACUUUCUGUGCAUAGUGACCAGGAGAAUCUGAAUAAUUUAGAUUUCUCCAUAUUUUCAAACCUAUGUAUUAUCGUAUGUGCAGCUCUGUAGCAAACGCUUAUAAAAGGGCAUACACUUGAGAUGUCCAUACAUAUGACUGAUCUCCUUAGAUACACACAGAAUAUGUAAUUGUCUUGAAAGGGAAUGUCACUGAAUAGUUGGAAUGUGCUUUACUAAUGAAGACUGUCUAUAUCGAUUGUUUACUUGUUUUUCUUUUUUUUGUGUUGUUUUGAUCAGUGUUGCUUGUUGUUUGUGGGCUUAUGUAAUGAACACAAAGCCACAAUGGCUAUACAAAACUAAGAGGAACGUAAAACAAUGAUGAUACAAUAAUUAAUUUUUGAAAGCUUUUUAUUUAGAAUUGUUGCAAUGUCUUAGAUGGGGGACAAUAGGCUUGCUAACCUGACAAAGAAAAUCUGAUUUGUGCCAAAAUGCAUUGUGUAUUUAUUUUGAAAGAUGGAUUGGGUAAAGAAAGCUUAUGGCCAGCAUAUUGAAAGAUGCCAGAAAUCAAUUUUACACUCCGUUUAGUUUGCUCUUUAAUGUUCUCCUCUUUGCAGUUACUUUAAAGUGAGAUAUUCAAUAACAUAUUCAAUAUCAAUAGGAUACUCUACGUUUGUUCAUUUGCUGCUUUUCUAAUUCACUCUCAUUUGAUGGCUUUUUAAGAAACCCCUUGAAAAAACACUUCAUUCAAAUCACUAAAAUGGAUAAAUCACCCAAAAAUGAAUAUUCUCUCAUCAUUUACUCACCCUCAUGUAAUCCCAGAUGUGUAUGACUAUCUUUCUUCUGCUGAACAUACACAAAGAUAUUUAGAAGAAUAUCUCAUCUCUGUAGGUCUAUAAAAUGCAAGUGAAUGGUGGCCAGCAUUAAAGUAAUCCAUAUGACUUCAGUGGUUUAAUCCAUGUCUUCUGAUGUGAUAUGAUAGGUCUGGUUGAGAAACAAAUCAAUAUUUAAGUCAUUUUUUUUUUUACCAUAAAUUCUCCUCCCUGCCCAGUAGGUGGCAAUAUGCAUGACUAAUACAAAUAGCCAAAAGCAAAAGAUGAAUGUGAAUGUGGUUGAUUGUAUAAAAUAAAAAAUAAAAAAAGGAGUUAAAUAUUGAUCGGUUUCUCACCCACACCUUUCAUAUCUCUUCUGAAGAUAUGGAUUAAACCACUGGAGUCGUAAGAAUCACUUUUAUGCUGCCAAAGUUCUGGAUGCUGUUCAUUUGAAUUGAAAGCACCUACAGAGCUGAACUAUUCUCAGAAAAUCUUUGUUUGUGUUCAGCAGAAGAAAGAAAGGCAUACACAUCUGGGAUGGUAUGAGGGUCAGCAAAUAAUGAGAGAAUUUUUGGGUGAAAGAUCACUUUAAGCACCUGUUCUUAUGUGAGCAACUGUGAGUGCUGUUACAUUACUUUUGAAGAUUGUACUAUAGGUCUUUGCAAUAUAUGAGUUUUAUGUUGGUCAUGCAACUGUACAGUAUGAGACAUUUUUCAUUCUGAGAAUUUAUUCAUUUGCCGUUCUUUAGCUUUCUAAAGCUUAAAGCUUUCAGUGCACUUUAUCAUCUAAUGUGCAGAUCGCCACCUCAUUGCCACUGCCAGCUGUAAUUCAAUGCCCCUUAAACAAGUACCAAACUAGUAACACUCAAGGCUUCAUUUGAUGUACUACAUUAGGAGAAUGUAUAAAGCAAAAUCACAGUGUAAUAAUAUAUAUUUUUUAUAACCCUUUGUUAUGAAUUUUACUCACCCUCAUGUUGUUUCAAAUCUGUAUGACUUGACUUUAUUCUGUGAAAAUGGCAUGCUAGACUCCUUUUGUGUUUCACUGGAAAAAGAACAUCAUAGGGUUUGGAACAACAUGGGAUGAGUAAAUGAUGACAGAAUUGUCAUUUUUUGGUAAACUUUCCAUUGCUUCUAUGUUCCCCAAAUGGUUAUGAUUUUUUUUCAUUGCUGUAUUGAUAUAUUGGCAAAUAUUUCAUACUACAUUGCCAUACCACACUGUUUCAGUAUUAUAGCGCUCUUAUUGUAGCAACAGAGAACCUACACAAUGCCUAUUCUAUAAGCUCACCAUAUAGAUAUGAAAAUGGAGCAUUUGCCUCUUCUCAGACUUUUUUACUCUCUAAACUCUCAUGGUACUUGUAGACAUAACAUAGGACUGACCGAUUCCUGCAUCUGUGUGUUGAAUAAGGAUGUCAGUCAUUUACAACACUGUGUAUCUGCUUUGGGUAAAGAUUGUGUAAUGUCUGAAUCAUUGUCCACUCUCUGUUACUACACUGAAUUAGCUAUACAGUGGGUCAUGUUAUUUAUUGCCAGUGAUAUAUUUUUAAAUUAUUUAUAUCAGAUGGGAUUUUUUUUUUUUAGGUUUGUUUUAUUUUCUUUCUUACAUUUUAUUUGCCCUUCUGUCAAUAAAUAUAAUUGUAAAAGACUAAAACAAAUGUUUCCAUACCAGUAUUUAACAAUGUUAUUGUUCUGUGUAGUAAAGAAUAUCAGUAAAUACAUC